AAGAGGGAAGAGAAACAGAGAUAAAAAAAAUAAAAUAGAUAGAGUGACGAGAGAAAGGGUAAGGCAUUAGCUUCAGGAAUUUUUCCCUUUACUCGUCCGUUUCUUCUUUCUCAAGCUAACAGAUCCACCACCAAAACUCCAUUAAUACCACCACAUAAAGCUUCCAAAUCAGCCCCAAAACGUCACCCUGUUCAGCCGUAAAACAACUUCCAACAGUUGCCUUCUUCAUGUUCAAUAUUCAUAGUCGUGUUCGCUUUUGAAUUUCAGAGCUAUAAAACAUUUAAUGUCCAGAUUCAACUUUGAGUGAUCUAUGUGUACGGUCCGCGAACGGGAGCCUUGGAAUAACGGUAUGUUAUCUACGUGCAAACUAUAUGUCACUGAUUGGAGCUAUAAAAGCAACCAGUAGACUGGUUUGUUUGAGAAGAUUUGAGUGAUUUCUUAUUAGGAUGGGAGGGAGUUCUUCUAUGGAGAAGAGGAAGAGAGAAUGGCCUAAAGAUGAAUUCAUUGAUUUGAUCUUCAAAUGGUCUGUUAAAGAUAUUCUUGAUGAGACUUUAUAUGAAAAUCAGGUGGAGAAGAUUCCACAAUCAUUUGGAUCAGUGGAGCAUUACCUUGGUUCUUUUUUCUUCCCCUUACUUGAAGAAACAAGAGCAGAUAUUGCUGCUUCCUUAAAAGACAUAAACGAAUCACCUUUCGCCGAGUUGAUCUCCUUUGAUGUAGUAAAUCCAAAUGGAUCAUUGGUUUUUGAUGUUAAGGUUGACUAUUGGAGGAAUACAUGUAGUGAUGGUACGCGUUAUAGGACGUCGCCGGGAGAUAUUGUUGUUAUCUCAAAUGUUAAACCUGAAACUACUAAUGACUUGCAGCGACCGGGAUGCCAUUGGACGUUUGCAUAUGUUACUGAUGUCAAUGAGAAUGAGAAUGAUGCAUCAGCUAGUUUUAAAGUCAGCUUUCCUCCUCAUAAUGUAAUGCGACGAGCAGUCUAUAUAGUGUUUUUGGUAAAUGUGAUGCCUAAUAACAACGUAUGGAAUGCAUUGAGUAUGAGAAAGAAUUUGAAUAUAAUUGAGGAAGUCCUCCGCCCCGUGCACGAGAAACGGAUCAAACAGAAAUGCGAUGUUUGUUCUGCAUCCACUAAUGAGCUAUCAGUUGGAGAAGUUGUGGGUAGUCUGUUGUCCAAGUUGAACGAUUCCCAGGCUAAUGCAAUCUUUACAUGUCUUGCCACUAUGAAAUGCCACCACAAGGCUUCCGUUGAACUUAUUUCGGGUCCGCCUGGUACAGGAAAGACUCGGACGCUAAGUGUAAUGCUCUUUACGCUGAUGCAAAUGAAGUAUAGAACUGUUACUUGCGCUCCAACGGACGUAGCAACAGCCCAAGUUGCUUCAAAGUUGGUUAAACUGGUCCGGGAGUCAUCUAAGAAUGAAUUUGAAGGCUUUUGUCCUUUAGGUGAAAUUCUCUUGUUUGGGAAUAACAACUAUGAAGAUGGUGAAGAUAUUGCGGAGAUUUCCUCCAAUUAUCGUGUUGACAGGCUGUCGGAGUGCUUUGAACCAAUAACUGGCUGGAAUGGUUGUGUAAGUUCUAUGAUCAGUUUGUUGGAGGAUUGCUCAUUGAUUGAUUUUGCCAGAGCAGGGUUCAGUUCGACAGCUGCAUCUCUCCGAAGAUGCAUGCUUAUAAUCUGUACCCAUUUACCAAUAUGUUUUAUUCGAGAAGAGAACGUUGAAAGAAUGUUGGACAUUAUCUCCUUAUUGGAUUUUCUCGAGGGGAUGCUAUUUCAGCAAGCAUUUGGAGUGUCUUCUAAAUCUUUACGCGGUUCUUGUAGCCGGUUGCUUGUCCUUCUGAAAGAUCUUCAGCGAUCUCUCGGGAUUUUCCUAGUGCAACGAGUAAGGGUCGUAUAACGGAGUUCUGUAUCCAAAUGGC
This is a messenger RNA of Nicotiana tabacum (common tobacco), 1908 nucleotides long. RefSeq lists its product as uncharacterized. Lineage: Eukaryota; Viridiplantae; Streptophyta; Magnoliopsida; Solanales; Solanaceae. Gene Ontology annotation, molecular function: helicase activity. The record is from RefSeq and is a predicted model, not a curated record.